GCGGAGAGAGACAGAGCGGCCAGUGCACCAUCCCACGUGACUAGCAGAGGACCCAGAAUGUAAUGUAUCACAUUGCUGGAGCUGGCAUUCCACACCUGGUGUGACAUGUUAGGCAGCAUGGGGUGGUAAAAUCAGGGAUUAGUGGGAUGUCAGCAUUGAAGGGAGGAUGGUCUUAGAAGGGUGAGAGGGGGGCUAUAAUCAGAACUUAUAUAAAUCUGUAGCUGUAUUAUUCAUAUAGAUUAUCAUAUUGAUCACUGUAACUUGCCCAUUUAAAAACCAAACAAAAAAACCCUCUAAUUGGAAAUAAGCCCCCUCUCCCAAUAUAGACCAUUAAACCCAUUCUAAUGGAGAGGUAAGAAAAUACAAAUAUAACAAGAAGUUUGCUAGGAAAUAGAAAGUGAAAAUCCAUUUUCUUGUUAGAUGUCAUAUUAUUUAUUACGCUUUAUAAAACUGUUUAUUCGUGGGUAAGAAUUGAUCCGUGUUAUCUCGUUCUCUUUAAGUGUCAGUGACCCCAGCAGGUAGUAUGCAGUGGCACCCUGGAGAAUGGAGGAAGAUCAAAAAACCACAACAGGUUAGUUAAGUUUGGCGAACACAAUGUGAGCACUUUUGCUUGUGGGAGAGAGGAAAGGUUGUGCAACAUUGGCAAGGAAAGAGCAGGAAAAAAGGAACAGGGUUUUGAAAGUUUUUUUUUUUUUUUUCUACAAAAAUUGCUUCGGUGAAAUUGGCUAAUCGCUGCCCAUAGUCUUAACAAUUUUCAGUUCAACGAUGCCACGUCAAAAAAAAUCAUGCAUGUUGGAGCAGUCGUCAUUUGGGCAAGAAGAGCUCUACUAUAUGGUUGAGUUUCUUACAAAACAAAGAUAUGACAAUCUUCCAACAGGGACACGCUACACUAGCACAAUUAAAAGACGUAUUAUGGUAGCAUUGUCUAAUAGGUUGGAGCACAAAUGCGGAGUUAAGAGGAGCGUCCGUCAACUCCAAAAGCGCUGGUCGGACAUGAAGAGAAGGGAAGCUGAUUUUUUGCUGCAAGUGCAGAUGGACAUAAAUAGAAGUAAGUAUAGCCACUGUGUUUAUUUACAUCACAUGGAUUUUUUUAAAACAUACAUUUUUAUUCAAAUGUCUAAUUUUUUUUUUUUAUUCUUUAUUUUUGCUGUGCAUGAAAUAACAUUUGCAUGUCGACAAUGCCACAACAGCAUUCGCCAACAAUUUCAUAACACUUAUUUGUUAAUAGUUGUAUAGCAUUCUGAGAACGCACAAUUUUUUUUUUUUUAAUAUAAGUUGAUAAUACAAGCUAAGUACAUGCUCGAAACAGUUUCAAAGGUCUAUUUUAACUAUCUGAACCUGGUGGUGAAUAUUUCUGUUUAUUACUAUUACACUAACUAUCUCUUUUAAAUGAUCUUUAGCACCUCUUUCAAACCUAUCAGAUUUCCAUCAGUGAGAGCAUGCAAACCAUACAUACUUAGUUUAAUAUUGUAAUUUAAUGUUUUUGUUUAGUUUCUCUGAUAGGAUCCAGCUUUUAAAAGUUCCUUUCAGAUACUUCAGCAUUGUGCUCUCUAGAGAUUAUGUUUUGACUACUUUUAUUUAUUUUUUUGCAAAUUCACCAAUAGUUUUACAUAUUGUGAUAUGGAACAAUAAAAUAUAGUCUUCUAGGGCCAGUGCAAGCAGAGAACAAAUUGUUUGGUUUUUAAGUCAGUUUUUAAGAAGCCGUUUCAGCAACAGUGAAUAAUAGUCCAUAAUAGGGAAAUUGAUCUCCUUCUGCUGAACAUAUGGACAGUACCAAUUCCACUAUGCAGCAAACGCCUCUCAUGCCCGCCGAAAAAAAAUAUUUUUAUAGAAUUGUGCAGCAUAAGUCUUAUUCCUUUCAUUCUGAACAGUGACUUCCUUAUCAGUGUAUGAACAACCUUCAGACCCUGAGAGCACUGGAUGAACUAAACUGCCGCCAGCAAGACAGCCAGCAUUGGAUGAAGACGUUGCUUUGCUUAUAGCAGUUUUGAAACGUCCAGAACUUUCAGUGGCUUGGCAAUAAAUAAAUAUAUAUAUAUAUAUAUCUCUAUCUAUCCAGGAGGGCUGCUCUCACCUGAACAUGCAUAGAUUAUAGGGUGUUUCUAGGGCCAAAAUAUACAAAAUACACAAUCCAUCGCACUCGCUUAUUCACUAAACAAUUUUUAAAUCUUAGAGAUUGUAAUAGUUUUAUUUUAAAACACCUCACCUAGGCAAAAAAUAACGGGGGCUUAGUUACAUUAUAUGAUCAUACAUUGCAUAAGCCUGCCACAACGUCAAUGUACCCCAUUCUUGGCAGGUCCUACUCUAGCAGCCUAAUGCCUGCCCUUAUGAGAUCAGUCCACUUACUUGGGAAAUACUUCCUUACUUGGACUCCCCCAUUAUUUUUUGCCUAGGUGAGAUGUUUUUAAAUCAAAGGUGAGGUGUUUUAAAAUAAAACUAUUACAAUCUGUAAGAUUUAAAAAUCAUUGUUUAGUGAAUAAGCGAGUGCGCUGGAUUGUUUAUUUUGUAUGUGUGUGUAAGAUAGAAAAAAUGAGAGCACUCAAUGGAUUUUGUCCAAGAAGUAAAUCGUGUUGUAUUAAAAAAAUCAACGGAGAAGCCACAGCUUGAAAAGGAAUACAUAUGUUAUGUUUAAAGCUUAAAGGAACAUAUGUAUUCCUUUUUAGGUGGCUGAUCAAGCUGUGGCUUCUCAGUCUUCCUGGCCAAGAUGAUCAAGAUUGAUGAAUUCAGCCAAUCAAAUUCUUCUCCGUAUGGGAGCAUUGGAAGGCUAGUGAACAUGCGCAGCAUUUGAUUGAGAAAUGACUUUGAUUAGGUUCUCAUGGCGGAAGCGCCUUUUAGUGAUAACCACCAGAAGAAUAUUUAACCAUGCAAUGGAAGCUUUGCGGUUUCUAGAAAACUAAAAAAAUGUUUAUAUUGCAGAAUUAACAUGACAGGACCACUGCUCCCAGACACUUCAUUGGUCCUUUAAACAUACAUUUACAAGUUCUUAGAGUGCAAUGUUACAGAUUCAUGCUAUAAAUUGUAUAUCGCUCACAAAUAUUUACAUUUGUAGAGAGAAAUCACAAGGACGUAGAAGAAUUAGCUACAGUUACAGCUACAGAAGGGAAUGUGAUAGAAGCAGCAGGAAUGACUGAUUACACUGAUGUGGAAGCUGUAGCCUUUGAACAGCCUGAUGUUACGAUCACCAUAAUCCCAAAGGAUGAAGAGCCAGAUACAGUGAUGCUUGAUGACUUUGCUCCUCAUGAACACUUGCAGGCAGCAUACAAGGUAGAUGAACAUGUUCAGGAAGAGUAUUGUGCUGCAAAAGUUGCCCAACACGAGGAGGAAGGGACAGCAAUUGCAGUACAAGGUCUUGUUGAAGAGUACAAACAAAGUUCCCCCUGUACUUGUGGAACCCUCCAAAAAAUUUAUAAAGAGUUGGUUCAACAGGGCCAAAGACUCCGGAACCUGGAAGAGAAAGUGAAUCUGCUUCUACUUAAGUAAUGCCCAUUACCAUUGACUUUCAGGAUUAUAUACUAAAGAGAAAAUUCAAAGCGAAUUUCAAAUUUAAGGCCAAAGUAGACGAACUGGAAGUAUAAGAAAUCAAAUUAGGAUCAGCGCUAAUAAUUUCACAAAUAAAGGUAUAUAGAGUGGUGUAAAGGCCGCACACCUAAAAGGGGAAGUACCCUCCUAUCCCCUACAAUAAAUUAGAACAUAAAAAACAAAGAGGGCGCGCCUUUAAUACAGUUGGUAUCAAAAAGAAUAUACACAAUAAUAUAUAAUAAAAGACAAGUAAAAAUGUAAAUAUUAAAAGUCCAAAAUAAUAAUCCACAGCCAGUAGAGUAGAUUCUUGUAGAUCAGUGGUGGUUUAUAUUUUCCAAUGGAGAUUUGUAUUUUCAAUAGGCCAUAUGUGGAGAGAAAUUAAGAGGAUCCAAUAGUGCAGUAUGUAUAUAUAUAUAUAUAUAUAUAUAUAUAUAUAUAUAUAUUUUAUAAAAUAAUAUAAUGUACUCACACUUUCCAGAGCUAAAAUCCAGCUCUGGUAUGAAGUGCGUAAAGUGGAAUGAUCCCCACUCAAGGAUAUAUGGAGUAGUAAUUCCUCAGGAGUUCCAACCGAGAAUAAAAAAGAAUAAAAUAUAUAGUGCUCACUGAAUAACUGGAGUGUAGAUAAAAAAAAAAAAAUAUGAAAUGUACUCACAAUCUACUGAGCAGACUUCCUGCUCAGUUAAUAGCGUAUGGGUGGUAUAAUCCCCACCUAGGGAUUCUUUGACAUUCCUUAAAACGGUGUAAAUCCAAAUAGUCAGGUUUAAGAGGAUUAAAAAUAUAAAAUGUAAUAAUAUUAGGAAUGUGGCUACAACAAGUGUAUUUUUGAGGCCAAAAUUCCUUUAUUACAAUAAUAUAAAACAAAUAAAAUAAGAUUCUAAACGCGUUUCGCCACAAUAGGCUUCUUCAAGUAGAAUAAUUCUCUCCACAUAUGGCCUAUUGAAAAUACAAGUCUCCAUUGGAAAAUAUAAACCACCACUGAUCUACAAGAAUCUACUCUAUUGGCUGUGGAUUAUUAUUUUGGACUUUUAAUAUUUACAUUUUUACUUGUCUUUUAUUAUAUAUUAUUGUGUAUAUUCUUUUUGAUACCAACUUGUUUUUUAUGAACUGGAAGUAUAGUUGAUUUUUUUUUUUUUUCAGUUUGGCUGUUUUGACCUUAAAUUUGAAGUUCUCUUUGAAUUCUCAACAUAAACCUUGUUUACAUUUUGCUAUUGCACAUCGUCAUUGUUCUCACACUGUCACUUUAAUUAUUUUUUUUACCCAUAAUGUAAAUGUUUCUUAUUUAUUUUUCUUGCAUAAGCGCAGUCAAAAAGCUGCAAUGACUCUGAUUUGCGGCAAAUGCAGGAACUUCAGAGUAUCUUUGUGUGUGUGUGUGUGUGUGUGUGUGUGUAUAUAUAUAUAUAUAUAUAUAUCUGUAAUGCAUUAAAGCAUAAUGGUAACUUUUUAAGAUAUGACAGCUCCUUGUUCGUUUACCCCACUAAACAUUAUUGCUGCAUUUAUUAGAGUGAAUAAAGCAGUGGAGGUAAAUGUAACAAAACAAAAAAACAACAACUUAUCUCUGCUGCACUUUGAUGUUCUUAGCGAAUAUUCCACCCCACGUUGCCUCAAGCAUGCUCGGACAUCUACUGAGAAAUUAUUUAUGAGAAUGAGAACACACACCUAGUGCUUUCUCCAACAGUGAUGUGGUAGUGCAUGAGCCAUCUUAGUUAAAGGGACAUUGAAGGCACCAUACCUGCUUAAUCUCAUUGAAGUGGUUAUAGUGCCUGGAGUCCACUGGCGUUAUCCUACCAUUCACUGUUAAACCGAUUUUAAUGUUAUAUGUGUCCUCCUUGGACUGCUCUGGCUAAUGAGGAUGGAUUUGCCUGAGCAGCAGUGAUCAUCUGUGAUUGGCUGAGAGUAUCAGCAGACUGCUUUCAGCGUAUCACAGUGCCCAUUGCUGGUAUGAAUGGGUAUGGUUAGAAGGAAGAGUAUAAUCACUGCCAUAGCUAUACCUCCAGUGGGGGUGGGGCUAUGGUAAGCCAAGCACCCUUGUUAAUUUUUAAAGCUGGUCAAAAAUGAUUUAGCACUGAAUGGAGAGACAGUGCCAGAGAACUCCAGAUACUAUACCAAUUCAGUGAUAUGAAAUGGUUAUAAUGUCUACAGUGUUCCUUUUAAUUUGCGUGUUUUACCUGGUCUGCUAGGCAAAGCAUAUAAAUUAAAAUCUAGAAAAACAAACAAAAAAAGUUAGCAAAAACGAUAGCCAAGUUUUAGUUUUACAUGAUUUUGUUGUGCUAAAAUCUCAAGUGACAGUUCCUCAAAACUGAGAGGACUAGACCUGUAGCCUUUUUUAUAUAAAUACAAUACAUUGAGAAAGCAGUAUUUCCCUUUAAACUAAUUUAUUUGUAAAUUUGAGUAGUGUUUUUUUUUUUUGUAAGCACUGUCACUCAUGGUCACAUUUACAGAUGAUAAAUCAUAUGCUUUUUAUGUAAAACACUAAAAUUUAGAAAUAGUAAACACUAUUAAAAAUAGAAAUGUUUCUAUCCCUCCCAAGACGUUAAAGCGGCACUGUCGUUCCCCCUUCUCUCUCCCACCCACCCCUAUCCCGUGCAAAAUAAGAUUUCAUAAAUAUAAAACCUAUAUGAAAUACUCAUACUAACUGUUUUGGAAUUUCACUGAAAUUCCAACCCAUUCAAAAGAUAUGAGACAAGACAAAGUAGGGACUAGUACUUGGCAUAUUUCCUAAGGCUUAGACUUCUAACAAUAGGCGGAGCUACCGCAAGUCUAAAAGUGUCAAUCUGCCAGCUGUCACCAGUUGUAUCUGCUGUAUAAAUAUUGAGCAGCGGAAUCCUCCAGCGACCUCAAUGCUGUGAUCCUCUGCAUACGCGAAAGCACGGGAGUAAACUCUGCUCCUGGUGAGCAGAAGAGGACUGGCCAGAAGAAAAUGGCAAUGCCUACAAAGGACAGUUUCAAGUAAGUAAAUCUCAUGUUUCCUUGCCCCCCAGUCCCUGGACCACCAGCAGCCAUGUCACCAUCGGAAACCUUUGCAAAUUAUGAAAGGCUCCUAAUGGUGACAGUGCCGCCUUAAUAUACAAUGCAAUAAAAUGAAUAGGAAAUAUGAAAAAUUUUGGACCUGGAAGGCAAGCAAGAGUAUCUGCGACCAGAAUUUCAAGUUUUGAUUUAGAAAACAGAACUGUUCUUUACAGAUAUCCCGAUUAGAGAAUUAUUUUAAUUCUUUGCAUUAAACCACAUGUGUACACCUGACAGUCCGUUAAAAAAGAUCUUUUGUAUAUCUUUUAUAUAUAUAUAUAUGUUGUACAUUAUUAAAUUGGAUGCACAUAAUGUGUCAUUGUGUAAGUUUCAUGAGUUCUGUUAAUUCAAGCAAACUAGAUGACCCUUUCAGUUCCCCUUCUCAGUGGGGUUAUAGUCAUUUAUCAUCAUUGGCAUCAGAAGAAGGUGCAGUCGGUGGACCUGGG
This is a messenger RNA of Pelobates cultripes (western spadefoot toad), 6968 nucleotides long. Lineage: Eukaryota; Metazoa; Chordata; Amphibia; Anura; Pelobatidae. The record is from the annotation of a GenBank genome assembly.